Messenger RNA from Solenopsis invicta (red fire ant), 1989 nucleotides. RefSeq names its product odorant receptor 13a-like. The record is from RefSeq and is a predicted model, not a curated record. Lineage: Eukaryota; Metazoa; Arthropoda; Insecta; Hymenoptera; Formicidae. Gene Ontology annotation, cellular component: plasma membrane. The transcript has 8 exons. Bases 1 to 1245 code for a protein of 414 amino acids. Gene Ontology annotation, molecular function: odorant binding; olfactory receptor activity. Gene Ontology annotation, biological process: detection of chemical stimulus involved in sensory perception of smell; sensory perception of smell.
AUGGACGCUGAUAAGGAAUACGACGAUUUAAUCAAGCACAUCAAGAGAAUGGGCAAAUUCAUUUCAAUUUGGCCUUUGGAGAGGGAUCCUCCAACCAACCUCAUCGCAAUAAGUGUCGCCGUGACGGUUGAUUUAGUUCGCAACAUUAACGAUUUGGAUAAUCUGACAGCAUGCGCUUUAAUGGCCUCCACAACUUAUCUCAGCAUAAUACGUCUCACCGUUUUCUCAACUCAUCAAAAAGAUAUGCUGUACGUGGUCGAGACUAUGAAAAAAGAUUGGGUUUGUUCAUCUUACGAAGACAAAGCUUUUCUAAAGGAGAAGUGCCUUUUUGCGUUUCGGGUUGCAAAAUGCUUCUUAAUUAUGGUAACUAUAACCACAUUUUUCUUCGGAUGCUCGCCAGUUUUAGAGUUCUCCCGAAAUUGUUUAUUACCGCUUCACAAAUGCAGCGGUAGGACCCUUACAUGGAGAAUUGUUUUCCGAUGGUCGUUUCGCUUUACGAGCCUUUCGAAAACACCUGCACAACUACGCACGCGUACGUUACGUAAACGUAUGCAUUUCCUUGGAAAGGAGAGAAUGUUCCCCUGCCGUGGUUAUUUCUUUGCCAAUCAAAUGGUUUCACCCUUCUACGAGUUGCUUUAUGUCUUCAAUAUAAUGGCCGCCGUUUUUAGUUCAAGUACGAUAAUGGGUGCGACUACUUUUAACUUUGUCGCAGUAACACACGGAUCAGUGAAAUUCGCGCUACUGCGAAGGAAGCUAGAAUUAAUAAACAACAAUGAUCCAGACGUUGACGGAGCAAUGGUCGACUGCAUUAAGGAUCAUCAAGACGCUAUUACUUUCGCGGAUACGCUCGAAAGAAUCGUGAACAUCUUGACGUUAGCGCAGUUUGUUAUCAGCAGUGGUAUGCUUUGCUUCGCGGGAUUUCAAAUUACUGCGAUGGUGAAAAACGAGGAACGUUUGAUGCAAUACAUAAUGUAUCUGAGCGCCGCUAUCCUCGAGCUUUUUAUGUUCAGUUUUAGCGGAAACCUGUUAAUAGACGAGAGCAAUGCCGUGGGCGAGUCGGCUUACUGUAGCUGCUGGAUCGGCAGCACUUUCGGUCGCAGCUUGCAGAUCGUGAUGAUGCGGUCGAAAGUUCCUUCCAAGAUCACCGCCGCAAAGUUCUACAGUAUGUCUCUCGAAAGCUUCGCUCGAGUACUCAGUGCAUCUUUCUCCUAUAUAAUGGUUUUGUUGAGCAGAAAAGAGCACUAAGAAGCAGCAACAUUUAUAGCAAUCGUAGCUCUAUUUCAUAGAGAAUACGUUAGUUGUUCCGCUAGAUCGAAAAUAUCAUGCGCAGAUCAAAGUGGAAUCCCGCUUGAAAGUCGCGGCGUACUUUUAAGAUAGCAUAAAAGACGGAUGAAACGCUUCAAAGGAAUCGGGAUGAAGGCCAUGCGCGGCGAAAUGGAAUACGCGUAUAAGGGGGAACGAGCCGCGAUGACCCGUAAGAACCUUCUUAGCCGGCUGUAUGUGUUCUCUUCGUUAAAUAUGAGAGACGUUCCUCCCUCGCAGGCACAGCAAAUUACCCACUGAUUAAUUCCCCGCCGAUAGAGCCGCGUUAAGCCGCGGUCGUCACCACCGCGCAACACGGUAACCCAGUAACUCCGUUAAACACCGAGACAUGCCACUGACUAUGCCCUCGUUGUACAGGGGUAGCGUAAUCAACGAUACCGCAACAGCAACGAUUUGUCCUUGCCCGUUCUACCGAGUUCUGUCUGCCAAAUUAUACGACGAUUCGUAAAUCGCGGCUUGUUCCACAAUAAGAAAUUUAAAUGGCCAAUUUAAAAGCGCACAUCAGUUAUAAGUAUUUUUUGGACUACGUUUUAUUCAUAUAGAGUUAAAGUUAGACUCUCUAAGGAUCUAUUGUAUAUUCCGUUCAAGUCUUGUAAUAUUAUAUAUUUUUUAAAGACUUCGGUCGUUCAGUUCUUGUAUUUAUAAAUCGAAUGCAUAAAUCUUUAA